AUGAAUACCGAAGAGACAUCAACCACAGAAAGCACAAGCACUUUGAGUGAAUUUUCGAUGUCGAAGUCUUCCGACGUAAUUCAUACAACGGCCGAACUGUACAAAGGAAAAUUGACAGUGAGUGAUGUGCGAAGAGUCGGCCUGUUUUUCGAGUCUCGCGCAGACUUCAUUCACAUCACUUUUGUCUCCAAAAAGUUUCAGGACUUUGUGGAUGGGUAUCGGUUCAACCCCAUCUCCGAAACAAAACUCUUUCCUUCCAUCGAGGAACAGCAUUUGUAUACCCCCAAAGAUUUACCAUCGCCAAGAUAUAAACAAUAUGUGUAUAGAUAUUCCGUCGACUAUUCAUUCUUUCUCGCUCACAACUGCGAAAACUGCGAUUUUAGAACAGUCACGUUCACGCAAACGUCUCCGAAACCAACUCAAAUUGGGUAUGGGGUGACCCACAUACUCUUCAAAGGAAUGUUUAGUAACACGCUCGAGAGUAUCGCGUUACCCAAAUCACUGAUUUCAAUUGGGGAGUCCGCCUUUGAAAAUUGCGACUGGCUGACUGCGGUGACACUUGGCGGCAUAUCGGAAAUGAAGAGGAGGUGCUUUGCCAAUUGUCGGCGACUCAAAGAACUGAAUGUGCCAAAUACCGUGAAGUUGAUUGGAGACCACUCCUUUGCAAAUUGCUCAUUAAUGACGUCCCUCACCCUCCCGAGUAAACUUAAGUUUAUCGGGAAAGGGUGUUUCAACAAUUGUGUUGGGUUAGUCAAGGUCCAUACCCAGUGCAGGAUAUAUCGAGGGCUUGUGAGCUAUCACGUCGCUAAAUUGAUAUCGAUGAACAUCACAAAGUGUGCCGAGAUCGAGUUCACUGCUUCUGACCGAGAAGUUCAUGGGAAUGUUAUACCGCAAAACAUUAAAAUAUUGGGGGAGGAAUGCUUUGCGGGGUGUAUGUUUGACACUCUAAAGAUCCCAAAGAGUGUGAUCGAGAUCGACACAAAAGCAUUUUCAAAGUGCACUCGGCUUGAGGGGGUGGUCUUAUCCGACUCGAUUAAAAUCAUCGAGGACGGUGCGUUCAUGUGUGACUACUCCCUCAAAGAAGUCGUGUUACCAAAUUUCAUUGAAGAGAUCUCAGAGAACUGCUUUCUGUGGUGCCGGAGUCUUGUCUCCAUCACAAUUCCAGAGAACGUCCGCUUCAUUCGGAAAUCCGCUUUCGAGAAUUGUAAAGCUCUCAGUGCGAUCAACUUCCCCAAUACACUGGAAGUGAUAGGUGACCACGCUUUCGCAUUUUGCGAUGAAUUAAAAGAAAUUUUGUUACCAAAGGGUGUGACGAGUCUUGAAGGGGAGUGUUUUAUUAAUUGUAGUAGUCUAAGUAAAGUAGUACUCCCCUGUGGAUUAAUUCAUUUUGGGGAGAACGUUGUGUCUGGCUGUGAUUCAUUACGAGAAAUAGAAACAAAUCCGCAUCAAAGCACUUUUAGUGCAAAAGUCCCAUUCAGAAUUGCUCAACUUCUUCUUAAAAACAACGUAAAAUGCUUGGACAUAGUAUUUACUAAAGAAGACCGACUGGUGUUUCCAGUGGGAGUUCCUCUUGGGGUCCAAGAAAUUGGACAUGGGUGUUUCUUCGGGGCAGACAUCACAUCAAUCCAAAUACCAACUUCAGUGACUCUGAUUGACGACUUCUGUUUCUUUAAUUGUCGGAAGCUUCGAUCAUGCACAGUCAAAGACACUGUGACAUUCGGCAAAAACUGUUUUGGAGACUGUGGAAUGCUCAACCCUAAGCCAGACACCGAAGCUUGA
Entamoeba invadens IP1 is the source of this 1779-nucleotide messenger RNA. RefSeq lists its product as hypothetical. The coding region runs from base 1 to 1779 and encodes 592 amino acids. The record is from RefSeq and is a predicted model, not a curated record. Lineage: Eukaryota; Evosea; Mastigamoebida; Endamoebidae. The transcript has a single exon.